Messenger RNA from Aureobasidium melanogenum CBS 110374, 498 nucleotides. RefSeq lists its product as uncharacterized. The annotation marks the transcript as partial. The record is from RefSeq and is a predicted model, not a curated record. Lineage: Eukaryota; Fungi; Ascomycota; Dothideomycetes; Dothideales; Saccotheciaceae. The transcript has a single exon.
GUCACUGUCGAAGAAUGCCGCAACCAAAUCAAAGCGCACAAAUUAUUGGAUCCAUCUGUCGUUGUGGUUCCUAAAGUGUACCGUUGCUUUUCGCACAACGAGAACAUUUAUCUAGUCAUGCAGAGGAUACACGGAGAAAUCAGAGACAAGAUUGAGGAUUUGCAGAGUGUGAAGCGUGUAGCUGAUAUCAUUCGCCACCUUCAAACACACAAAAGCAGCAUACCUGGUCCGUUGGAAGGUGGUACUUCACGCGGCCUGUGGUGGGAGGAAGAGCCUGUGGAUCUCAAAGGCGAAGUGGCAAGAUUCGAGAAGUAUAUCCAGAAUAGAUUGGUAGGCAAGCAGCAAGGCUGGACCGUGGAAUUGGGCGAAUUUGUCUUGAACCACAACGACAUUGCGCCGAGAAAUCUCGUCUGGAUGCCUGAUGGAAGGAUCUCUCUCAUCGACUGGGCUCAUGCUGGUUUCUAUCCUUGGGUCUUGGAGUUGGCUGUUCUGGAAUUC